AUGGCUCUGGGGAUCCUGGAACCCGGGGUCGAACACGUCCCCGGCACAGUCUACGUCUACGAGUCAGAGCAACGACAUGCCGACCUAUUGGAGACUGCUCGACAUUUGAAGAGAGACAAAACAGGUCGCAUCAUCUUGGUACCUCAGCCGUCAAAUGACCCAAACGACCCAUUAAAUUGGCCUCUUUGGCAGCGCGACUGCAUCCUUGGGAUCCUCUGUUUCGUAUCGUGCCUUGCGACUACUGCCUCCCCAUUGCUCGCCGCAGACUCGGUGACGAUCGCCCUCAUAUUCAAGAGGACUUUUCAAGAUGCUGCCUUGCUCACAGCGUACCAUCUGGUCGGGGUUGGUGUCGCUGGAUGGUUGUUUGUCGCAUCGGCCAGAGUAUGGGGGAAGAGACAUCUCUUCUUACUGGGGGCUCUCCUGAUGAUUGCGACUUCUGCGUGGGGUGGUUCUACACACACAAACCAUAACUAUGCGAGCCUGCUGUGGAGUCGUGUUUUUCAAGGAGUUGCAUUGGCACCCUUUGAAGCACUUGUCAAUGCUUGCGUCGGCGAUCUCUAUUUCGUUCACGAGCGCGGUGUGCGCAUGGCCAUUACAAACACCUGUCUCUUUGGAGGAGCGUUCUUGACGCCGGUCUUUGUUGGUAUGAUCUCGGCACAUAUCGGCUGGGAGUGGAGUUUUUACUUACUGGCUAUCUUCAUGGCCCCCGGUCUCUUGCUGAUAUUUUUCUUUGUGCCUGAGACGGCAUAUCGACGAGCACAUGCGCUCGACCUCGACAUUCUGGCUGAGGACUCGUCAAGGGAGUCUCUUACACAUCCGCAGAAUGGCGCCACGCCAGAAAACGAAGAGAAGACUCUGCACUCAAUGACGGUAACAGAAACCCCUGGCAGAAAAGUGUCCUACGUCCAGACGCUCAUGCCGUUCAACGGGCGCAAAACCAACGAAUCGUUCUUCCGACUCCUGCUUAGGCCGUUUCCGCUAUUUCUUCACCCAGCGGUCGCGUGGGCAUGCCUCAUUCAAGGCGUCAUCAUUGGAUGGACAGUCAUGGUGGGAGUCAUCUUGUCACUCAUCUUUUUGGGUCCACCGCUCUUCUUCAACGAAGAACGCGCCGGCAAGAUGUACACGAGCGCAUUUAUCGGGAGCAUGCUCGGCCUGCUGCUUGCAGGGUUGUAUAGCGAACUUGUCACGAGGUUCAUGAUCCGUCUGAACAAGGGAAAGUAUGAACCCGAGUUCCGCAUCCUGCUGGUCAUUCCUACGUUGGUGUUCUCUGCCAUAGGACUCUAUGGGUUUGGGAUCACGGCGAACGACGUGAAAAGAUAUGGCUGGAUUGUGCCCGAGGUUUUCCUCGCUUUUAUCAUCAUCAGCAUGGUGAUGGGUGCAAUUGCCUCGGCGCAGUAUCUUCUCGAUGCGCAUCGGGAGCUUGCCGUCGAAGCAUUCACGAAUCUGCUCAUUUUCAAAAACAUCUUCUCUUUUGUCCUGGCUUACAAUGCAUACAACUGGGUUUUUGCGAUCCGGAUCAACAAUUUAUUUAUUAUUUUCGCCAGCAUCGAAGUGGCGCUAUGUUUGCUCAGUGUGCCAAUGUAUGUCUUUGGCAAGAAGAAUCGGGAGUUUUUCCAUCGGCACGAUAUUCUCAAGAUGACCAAGUUAAGAUAA
Molecule: messenger RNA, 1653 nt
Organism: Exophiala oligosperma
Lineage: Eukaryota; Fungi; Ascomycota; Eurotiomycetes; Chaetothyriales; Herpotrichiellaceae
Exons: 3
Coding region: 1-1653 (550 amino acids)
Biological process (GO): transmembrane transport
Molecular function (GO): transmembrane transporter activity
Source: RefSeq, a predicted model, not a curated record